Molecule: messenger RNA, 1821 nt
Organism: Adineta ricciae
Lineage: Eukaryota; Metazoa; Rotifera; Eurotatoria; Adinetida; Adinetidae
Source: the annotation of a GenBank genome assembly
AUGUCGUCUACGAGUCAUUUGACCGUGGCUCCGACUAGCGAGACAAAAAACGAGCAGCAGAAAAGUAGUCACGAUUCGCGCAACCUACGUUGUGGAGGUUCAUCGAAUUUACUACGUCUAUCAUCACCUCCUACGACUAACUCAAAAUAUCUCUAUUAUGUAAACGUUGAACCAACUCGCAAACCGUCUGCAACAACAACAGCUCUACUCACAACAACAACAGCAGCAGCAUUUAAUUCGUCUGGCAAACUAAGUACUAUUGCACUACCCGUUCCUUGGUACAAGAGAGCACGUUCACCUAGUGACGAAAAAGCUCCGAAAAUGUCUCGAGAUCGUUUACUUCCAUUUGAUAAAUUGUUUCAUAACAAUGCUCUUGCCGAUACAUUAACUGCGACUACCGAUGAAGAUCAAGCGUCUCCGAUCAAUGACCUAACUCCUCUUGAUGAAGCGAUUAAAUUUAAUGAAAAAAAUAUGCAACAAAUAAAAGAAAACGGCUGUAUAAAUAAUUCUUCACAUAGUCUCGAAGUACUAAAAACAAAAUUAUUGCAAUAUACAACAAAAGGCACCAAAGCGUUGCGUUUGCUGGGUGAUGGUGGUCGCAAACACGGCAAUGAUGCUCGACAAGGUCAAGCAAACAAUCUCAAUGAUUCUAUCCGAGCGAGAACUGUUACGCGUGGAAAUACGCAACGACGUCUUCUCCUCAAGAAUGGUGAAGUGAAUAUAUCAAGAUUUAAUAUUGAAAAACGUCGCCGUCAAUAUUUAGCAGAUAUUUUCACAACACUAAUCGAUUUAAAAUGGCGUUAUACCUUAUGCUUGUUUACUCUGGGCUUCUGUUUGAGUUGGCUAGCGUUUGCGUUGAUAUGGUAUCUUUUAAUGUAUUCGUAUGGCGACUUUUAUCCGGAUAAUUAUAACUCAGCGAAUUAUUCUGUUUGUAUUGCCGGUGUACAUUCAUUUGCUGGUGCAUUACUGUUUUCAAUUGAAACCCAACAAACUAUCGGUUAUGGUACGCGUGUUGUUAAAGAAACUUGUUAUUUCGCUAUUAUUGUUAUUAUGUUACAAUCAAGUAUCGGAGUUUUAUUGCAAUCGUUCAUGGUUGGUGUCGUAUUUGCCAAAAUAUCUCGACCGAAAAAACGAACUGAGACAUUAAUCUGGUCACGCGAAGCAGUUAUCUGUUUACGUGACGGUCAAAUGACGCUGCAAUGUCGAGUUGGUGACAUGCGUAAAUCACAUAUCGUGGAAGCGCAUGUUCGAAUGUAUUUAAUAAAAAAACGCGUCACUUUAGAAGGAGAAAUUCUUCCUCUACAUACUUAUGAUAUGAAUGUCGGUUUUGACAAAGGUACUGAUCGUUUAUUUUUAAUUUGGCCAUUAGUUGUUGAACAUAUUAUCGAUGAACAAUCACCAUUGUAUGACAUCAGUCGAGCAGAUCUAAUCCAGCAACGUUUCGAAUUAGUUGUCAUAUUAGAAGGUAUCAUCGAAUCAACCGGCAUGACAACCCAGGCUCGCACAUCUUAUUUACCAUCGGAAAUUUUGUGGGGUUAUCGUUUUGAACGUUUAAUCACCUUUCAACGUGAUGAUGGUCUAUAUCGCAUUGAUUAUUCACGUUUCAAUCUAUCUUAUCCCGUUGACAUGAUAACAUGCAGUGCUAAAGAACUCAAAGAUCUACAUGAACUAGAAAAACAACACGAGCAUAACCAAAGUAACAUUACUCCGAAUGUUAUUGAUAAUGACAACGACAAUGACAACGAUACAAAUGAACCAGUCUAUUCCAAAAACAUACGAAAUGAUUCCUCGCCGGUGGUCUUCAUGGUGUGUUUUAUAUAA